UUCGCCGCCUCAGCUUUUGGUUGUGGAAUCGGUUGACGUACAUCAUCGCCAUCUACUGGACAAUCGAUGUACUGGUACAGCAAAACGGCUUUGUUUUAAUACAAAUUUGAGUUCAAAUGUGAUUUAUUGAAAGUGGGUGCGAUGUAAGAACCUUUAAGAUGCCUCACCUACUACCUGCUCCCGUUUUAGAGCUUGCCGCACUCAGAACCACCAAGCUUCUCCUCUGAGGUUGUUUCCUGGCACACAUUCCGAACCACGUGUCAACUUAAUCCAUUUCCCCUCACUGGGGAUUGUUGUUUGCGGUCGAAGGCUUCUCUCUUGUUUAGCUGAGAGAGGGACUCCCAACAAACAGCAUCCAAACAGUCGAAUCUUCUCAGAAGGCUGGCAGGACAGUGAGCGUGGGUUGCGCUGCAAAGGUUCUUCUUUAAGGAGGGGGGGGGGGCAGAGGAAAAUGAACCGCUACACUAUGCUUAAACAGCUGGGGGAUGGCACCUAUGGGAGUGUCAUCCUGGGCAAGAGCAAUGAGACUGGCGAGCUGGUUGCCAUCAAGAGGAUGAAAAGGAAGUUUUAUUCUUGGGAAGAGUGCAUGAAUCUGAGGGAGUUGAAGUCGCUGAAGAAACUAAACCACCCCAAUGUAAUAAAACUGAAAGAGGUGAUAAGGGAAAACGACCAUCUCUUCUUUGUCUUCGAGUACAUGAGAAAAAACCUGUACCAGCUCAUGAAUGAGAGGAACUAUGCAAUGUUCUCCGAACACGAUAUCAGGAAGAUGAUGUUUCAAAUGUUGUCCGGCUUAGCUUUUAUGCACAAACACGGGUAUUUCCACCGUGACAUGAAACCGGAGAACUUGCUGUGCAUUGGUCCGGAAUUGGUUAAGAUAGCAGAUUUUGGGCUCGCCAGAGAAAUCCGCUCUCAACCGCCAUACACUGAUUACGUGUCCACCAGAUGGUACCGAGCUCCCGAAAUCCUGCUCAAGUUCACCUCGUACAGCUCACCCAUCGACAUCUGGGCGGUGGGCUGCAUCAUGGCGGAGCUGUACACACUGCGCCCCUUGUUUCCUGGCAACAGCGAGGUGGAUGAGAUCUUCAAGAUCUGUCAAGUGCUGGGAACCUUGAAGAAGGCGGAUUGGCCCGAGGGCCAUAAUUUAGCCAGCUCGAUGAACUUCCGCUUUCCGAAAUGCGUCCCCACCUGCCUCAGCUCUCUGAUUCCCAAUGCCAGCGAUGAAGCCAUCACACUGAUGAAAGACAUGCUGCAGUGGGAUCCCAAGAAAAGGCCCAAUGCCGCUCAGGCCCUGCGGUAUCCUUACUUUUACGUGGGUCAGUCGCUUGGCGUCCCCCUGAAUUACUCCAAGCAGCACAAGUUUCAGUUCCAGGAUGCCAAAGGAGUCACAGAAGAAAAAGCGAUGUGGAAGGCAAGCAAGUUGUCUCAGGAGCCCAAAAAGACCCAAGCGGAGUCGCAGAGCAGCGGCCAAGCGCUCCAGCAGCCCCUUCAGCCCAUCCAACCGUCCCCGCAGACCGCCGACACGCAACAGCAAGCUUGUCCCGACUCGCCCCCGUCGGAAGAACAGCAGGAACCUCUCAGCCUCGUUAAAAACCGCCAGCCGAUAGCCCCGACCAAGCCGGCGAGCACGGGGCCAGGGAACGGCGUGACCAGAGCGAGGGCCGGACGAAGGCGAUGGGGUCAAACGGCAAUCAAAUCAGUCGACAGCUGGGAUGCCGCCGACGAGGCGGACGUCGGAGUUUCCAUCUCCAAAAAACCCACCAUCAACUCUUUGGGGGAUGACGCCCUUGACGUCUCCGGCGCUUGUGUUCCAGUGGCAAAAACCUGGAUCCUGGGAAAACCAGCAGGCAGCAACGGGCUGGACACAAGUGACUCGGCAAUCUUGUCUGCCAAGCAACACUACCUGCGGCAGUCCCGAUAUCUACCGGAUCCGAAAAGAAGAUCUUCAACAGGGAAUCGGCCGGUCUGCAAAAGCUUGUUGGACAUCUUGGGCUUAGCUCAAAGACAAGAACUGGAGCUCCCCGUUCUUAAAGACUCCUUCAUGUCCAGGACAAAUAUUUCACCUCUUGAGAAGUCCGAAGCCAAAGACACCAAGCAGAUGAGUCCACUGGCGCAGAUUGGGGGCCCCUCCGCUGUUGAUCUGUCAACCCCUGCUGAUCUCCGGAUGGACUCCAAAGUCAAACUGUCCAAGAGCACCAUCUUCUCCACCAAAGACAACCAACUCGACCACGAUGACUUCCGCGCUCCUCCAAUCCCUUGUCCCUGUCCCAGCGCCAGCUUCUCCGGAACCAACACCUUCUCCAGAAACGCAAACAUCCCGCCGGUUCACGGCCGGGUGGACUGGACCGCCAAAUACGGAGGCAACCGAUAAAACACCCGAGCGGCGUGAA
Messenger RNA from Hippocampus zosterae (dwarf seahorse), 2387 nucleotides. RefSeq names its product serine/threonine-protein kinase MAK-like. The transcript is spliced from 15 exons. The record is from RefSeq and is a predicted model, not a curated record. Lineage: Eukaryota; Metazoa; Chordata; Actinopteri; Syngnathiformes; Syngnathidae. Gene Ontology annotation, biological process: cilium assembly; intracellular signal transduction; protein phosphorylation. Gene Ontology annotation, cellular component: nucleus; cytoplasm; cilium. The coding region runs from base 452 to 2368 and encodes 638 amino acids. Gene Ontology annotation, molecular function: ATP binding; protein serine/threonine kinase activity.